AUGGCCGAGGGGACACUGCUGCUGACGGAACUGUUCCUCCUGCUGGUCAUCUCCCUGCUGGUCUUUCAGCUUCUGAAGCUGCAAUGGGCACGGAGGAAGCUCCCCCCGGGACCGAUACCCCUCCCCAUGAUUGGCAACCUGUGGUAUCUUGACUUUGAGCUGGAAGGAAAGGUUCUGACGAAGCUAGCCGGCGUCUAUGGAAACAUCUUCACUGUGUGGAUGGGACCGACCCCGGUCGUUGUGCUGAACGGGUACAAGACCGUCUCCGAGGGCCUUAUUUUGGAAGAGUUUUGCGGAAGGCCUCUGACGCCGUUCUACAGGGAUAUGAUGGGAGACAAAGGAGUUUUCCUUACCAGCGGCCAUACUUGGAAACAGCAGAGACGCUUUGCCUUCACCGCCCUCAGGAACCUGGCGACGACCAUCCAGCAACGCAUACAAGAGGAAGCCGACUAUCUUGUGAAGGUGUUGACGAGCAAGCAAGGGUCAGCUUUUGAGCCUAAGCCAGACAUGAUCCAUGCUGUCGCCAACGUCAUCUGCGCCGCCGUGUUCGGUCACCGCUUUAGCGACGAGGACCACUCUCUCGACAAGAUGAUAAAAGCCAUCUACUUAAUCAUCUUUGUCCCGUCCACUUCGUGGGGCAGGCUGUAUGAUGCUUUCCCAAGGUUUAUGCACCGUCUGCCAGGACGCCACCAGCGGGUCUUGGAAUACAAUGACUUCCUGCAUGAGGUGGUGAGGGCGGAGGUCCAAAGCCACAAGGCAAAAUGGAAAGAAGGGAACAAGCCGCAGGAUCUUAUUGACUUCUACCUGGAUCACAUGGAAAAGACCAAAGACGACCCAACCUCCACUUUCAGUGAGGAUAACAUGGUUCAAAUUAUGGUCGACCUUUUAAUUGGCGGGUCCGAGAACACGGCUUCCCUCCUGUCUGGAGCACUGCUCUUAAUGAUAAAACACCCAGAGGUUCAAGAAAAAGUGCUCGAGGAAGUCAAUGCCGUUCUGGAACCUUCCCAAGCCGUCUGUUACGAGGAUCGGAAAAAACUGCCAUACACCACCGCCGUGAUUCAUGAGAUACUUCGUUUCAUCAACAUUGUAGGCACCGGUCCUUUCCGGCUAUGUCUGAAGGACACCACAAUGCUUGGGCGCCCCAUUGCUAAGGGAACUCUUAUACUGCCUAACUUGGCCUCUGUGAUGGCUGACCCGGAGCACUGGGAAUCGCCUUUCGAAUUCAAUCCUGGGCACUUCCUUGACGCCAAGGGCGACUUUGUCCCCCAAAAAGCCUUCCUAGCUUUCGGAAUAGGGCGCCGCGGGUGCCUGGGAGAACACAUGGCCUGGGUAGAGUUCUUCGUCUUCUUCAUCACCCUGAUCCGCGCAUUUGUCAUCCAGCUGCCGGAGGGAGAGCCGGACCUAAACCUCAACGGCAUACAGCAGUCUCCACGGCAACACCCCUAUAAGCUCCGUUUCGUUCCCCGUCAAAGCAGCUCGGCCUAG
Molecule: messenger RNA, 1485 nt
Organism: Gekko japonicus
Lineage: Eukaryota; Metazoa; Chordata; Lepidosauria; Squamata; Gekkonidae
Product: cytochrome P450 2C30-like
Exons: 9
Coding region: 1-1485 (494 amino acids)
Biological process (GO): xenobiotic metabolic process; arachidonate metabolic process
Cellular component (GO): cytoplasm; intracellular membrane-bounded organelle
Molecular function (GO): heme binding; iron ion binding; oxidoreductase activity, acting on paired donors, with incorporation or reduction of molecular oxygen, reduced flavin or flavoprotein as one donor, and incorporation of one atom of oxygen
Source: RefSeq, a predicted model, not a curated record